CUAAACGAUUCCCGCAAGCAUAUAAACAGUCUCACACAGCUGGAUGAUUACCACCGCCUGCUCAUGGCGAUUUCUGAGAACGACAUCCCCCGCCUACAACAAAUCAUCAAUGUUGCCAUGGGCAAUGGCGCUAGCAUCCGCGAAGUUGUCAACAAGAUCGAGGACGCCAUAGAGGGAACCUACCGACCACGGGGCUAUAACGCUUCUGACCUUGAUAUUGCCAUGCUCAUCUAUCGAUUGGGCGGUCGGCAACUUUUAUUCGCGCUCUAUCACAAUAUCAGCAUCCCCUCUCUCCGAACUCUUCAGACCAGGGCCGUAUUCACAACCAUCAUGCCUACCAUUGGCCCUAUCCGGGACCAGAACUUCGACGACAACAUACGUGCCCUCAUUCUUAAUACCCGCAUCGGCAUGACAUCACCCCGCGGUGUGAGUUUGAUGGUUGACGAGAUGGCAAUUGAAGAGAUGGCCGUGCACUACAGCCAGUACAACAAGAUAGGUGGUCUAUGUUGGAAACACUCUAACCUUAUAGACCCCGUCCUUCGCACAUAUGAUUCGGCUAUCCGGAUAGCACAGAAAAUUCACGACGGAGAUGUCCACCUUGGAAAGGAAGUCACAGUCCUUGGCGCCGCAUGUUUUGGAGAGGACGAGCUAUAUCCAAUUUUAGUCGCGCCGACCUGUAAAACUGAGGACACUGCAGAUAUGGAGAGUAUCCUAGCUCGCGCUAUACAGCGCUGGAGUGCCUCAGGUGCCAAUGAUGCAGUCGGACCAGUGUGGUCUGUCGCGACCGACGGUGAUGCUACCCGCAGAGCAGCAGGUCACAAGCUUUUCCUCAAGAACCCGCUCUCCUCCGAGUCUCCUUUAUACGGCAUACUCUCCAACAUUCCUGGUCUCAAUACAUUCACAGGGGAUGCCGAGAUCACGUUGGAUUUCGAUACGAAGCAUAUCAUCAAGCGUUACUGCACGCUCAUCCGCUCUCCAGGAGGUAUAACUCUUAACAAUGGACGUGUCAUUAACGCCAUGAUGCUCUCACGUUAUCUCGUCUGGUUGCCCGCUUAUGACGAAGCCAGCGUCACCAAACUGCUUCAUCCAGACGAUCCGCAAGAUGUCCCUCGAGCUGUGGAGCUCAUGCUGGCCAUCAUUGAGUUCUCCAAGUCGCAGCAGUCCAUUGUCCAGGACCCAUUUUCCGCUGAUGUCGACACACGCGCUGACAUCAUAUCAAUUGCAGUUCUGAGCAGCGUCCUCGAGUCCAUCAUCCUUCCGUUCACCGACGUCAACCUCUCGCUCACGGAGCAAAUCCAAUACCUUAGCCGCCUUGCACAUCUUACAUUCACAUUAUUUCGCUCUCACCGACGCUCAUUCCUAUCAUAUCAAUUGUACUACGACACGCACACCAUGCUGAAGAACGUCAUCUUCUGCGUCUCCAAACAGCAAAUUCUUGAUCCGCAGGCUUCUUUUUUUCUCGGCGAUACAGGAGACGAUCGGUUAGAAGUUCAUUUCGGUCGCACCCGCAUGAUAGGCGGGCAUAAUUCGGCAUGCACAUUUUCUCAAGUCAUUGAUCGUUUGGGUGCCGCCAAGGAUAUUGAUGGUGUGUUCAAGCGGCAUCCCGCCCUUGAUCCAGGCCAUCGUCGUCUUAGGCUUGGCACCCGCCUUGAACAUGUUGACCACAUAAAUCGCGACAUGUGGUCUGGAGACAUUGUAUCUGGCCGAUGCGAUCUUCCGACAGCUUGGCGUAAUGGCCGUGAGAUGGCCCUUACCAUUUUUACUUCCACUCAGAUCGAUCCAGAACACUUCUCAUAUGACGACAUAUUCCGUGAUCCGUCUGUCGACAUGCUACGCCCUUUCGGUCAGAAUAAAUACCUUGGAAUUGCGGAUGACGACGCUGAAGAACCUGGCGCAAUCAUUGCUAUAGUGCCGCAGGUGAUAGCAUCUGGUGAUGACAGGCCUGAGGUAGAAGAAGACGCCGACGAACUAAUGUUAACAUUCGAGGAAGCGCUGACUGCAGAAUCCACAUCCAAUGCCCCCUCCGCUCAUCCCCCUCCUUGUCGUACAGAUCUUUCUGCCCCUCCAUUGCCACAGGGUCCAGGCAUACGCCCCGACGACUACCUUUUAUUUCAAGGUCGAUGGAUCCACAAGCAAACGAUCUGCCGCCUCGUCAUCAACAAGGACUUUAUCUCCAAGUCCAAUAAUCGAUUGGAGCGUGUCCGUUCGGGCUACACCAAAGUGAACAAGAGGAUCGAUAUGUCAGCGGGCCGUAUCACCGACAACAACCUUUUCCUCGUCGGUGAUAUUUUCCUUACCAUCAUUCGUUCAGGUCUUACUAUCUCUAUCGCUGUGCUUCGUUCAACGCUUCUUUCACUCAACACCGUCUCACGUGCUUCGAUCGACACGGCCGUCAUGCAAGCUUGUCGGACAACGGCCAAGAUAACUGGCCAGCUUCUCACCCUUAUUCCAUCCCAUCCCCCACCCGAUUCCGCUCAACAAUUCCUAUGGAACGGGGGCUAUGUCAAAGCCCGCUCCGUCGUCCAGGGCACAUCGGGAUCAAUCACGACCGAUCGUGUGGUCAUUGUCACUGUGCCUGGUUCCCUCGUGGAACCGAUCAAUCCCGAACCUACCUUCUUACGCCUUCGCAACGACAUCAAUACCGACGACUUCACGGAAAUUAACGGAGGCCAGAGCACUUGGCAAGUCUCGCAAUCCACACUCCAAGCUGCAUGCGAGCUCUUGUGGUUGAAGGCCGUGGAGACCAAAGUCCCUCUCAAGAGCAUAGUGUCAGUCACUCCUGCAGACAUCAAGACGUUCCCAUAUCAGUUGUCCAAUGGUAUGUUCUGUGUUUUCCUGUCGCGACUUAUACUGAUAUUUUUAGGUACUCCUGCAAUAAUUUCCGUCGAGGGAAGCAACCUAUUGACAGCCUCCGAAGGGGAGCGCAUUUCUACAUGCCCCCUUUGCCUGGCUAAGGUUACCGACAUGCGUUCGCAUACCGGCAUGCAUAUCCUUCGCUCACUCAGGAACACGCCCGAGGAGAUCACAUUGACAGAAAAGGUCGGCGCAGUUUUACCGUGUGGUUUCUGUGGCCGGUCUGGGCUGUCCGAAUGCUCGAUCACGAUCAAGGUGCCUUCAAGCGGUGCUCCAGUCUGGGAGACGAAAUGUGCAUACCAGCACCCAUUCAGAUACGGAUUCGCGGCGGGAGGGUCGAAAAAUAAACCAUGUCGCAAUGUCCCAGUCAAAUGUGAAUUGUGCCAUCCUCAGCUCCCUCCUGAACCCGGGCGAUCUUCAAGAAGGGUGCUGGCUGUCCCUGUGGAUGCAGUCUGGCGUUACAACCUGGCCGAGCACAUCGCCAUGGUACACGAGGAGUAUUUGGUCCCUGGGGACAAUCCAGGGCCUGGACCGGACGUUCACAGAGUUUCUUUGCCUGCUAGCAUGAAGGAGACGAUGAAGAUAACUGACCUUGAAUAC
Suillus clintonianus is the source of this 3453-nucleotide messenger RNA. RefSeq lists its product as uncharacterized. NCBI's taxonomy places the organism in Eukaryota, Fungi, Basidiomycota, Agaricomycetes, Boletales, Suillaceae. The record is from RefSeq and is a predicted model, not a curated record. The transcript is spliced from 3 exons. The annotation marks the transcript as partial.